This is a messenger RNA of Diaporthe batatas, 2727 nucleotides long. RefSeq lists its product as uncharacterized. The record is from RefSeq and is a predicted model, not a curated record. NCBI's taxonomy places the organism in Eukaryota, Fungi, Ascomycota, Sordariomycetes, Diaporthales, Diaporthaceae. The coding region runs from base 1 to 2727 and encodes 908 amino acids. The transcript has 2 exons.
AUGUCGCUACUACACAACCCCCAGCAGACUCCUCCCCAGUCACCCCGGCCUUCCUCUCAAUCCACAAUCCCGGCAGAGGAGUCAAAUCGGGCUGUUGAUGCUUUGGUCGACGCUAUCCGCAAUCUGGCUUCCGAUGAUAAUUACAAGAUGAUCUCAGACGUAUUCAGAGAUGCCCAGAAACUGAAGACAGAAAAUGCCCGUCUGGCAUCCGCGUCCCGCGAUGUUCUGGAAGAAUACCGCAAAUUUCGGAAUGAAUUGGAAGCCAAAGAGACCAAGUUGUUGGAGCAGCAAUCUCAACUGCAACAAGACAUCAUCGAAAAGGACGCACGCAUUCAAGAGCUUAAGACCAGCAAUUCCAAACUCGAUGCCAAGUUCCAAAAGAGCCGGCGCAAGUUGGAUGAGGAAAGCCAGAAAUGCCUCGAGCUCGCCGAGAAACGAAGUGAGCUAGAAAAGACUGCCAGCGUCCUGAAGGCAUCGCUUGAUGAGAAGAAUGAACUCGCCAGUGCCUUCGAAGGCAACAUGUCAAAAAUGGACGAUGGGCUCGCUGAAGCCAAAAGAGACCUUGAAUUGAGGAGUGCCGAACUUGCAAGUCUCGAAGCAGCCAAGAAAGAGGUGGAAGAACAGCUCGGCGAAGCGAGGGCAUCUUCAGACGCAAAUAACAAGCAGCUCGCAGAGGUAGAGCAGGCAAAAGCCACGGUCGAUGCCGAACUCGCUGAAGUGAACCUCAGGCUGGGGGAGAAAGCAGAGGAGAUGGAGAAGCUCACCACGACCAAGGAUGAGCUUGCAUCAGAGCUGGCCAAGGCCAGAGAUGAGCUUCUCGACAAGUCCAAAGAGUUCGAAGAUCUCGCAACGCUGAAGUCGUCCCUGGAUGUCAAAGUUUCCGAGCUCGCUGCUAAGAUUGAAGAUCAGGCACUCGAGCUGGAUGGCCUCUCUCAGGCUAAGGCAAGACUGGACUCUGCUACGACGGAGACCCACGCAGCGCUCGAAGUCAAGACCCUGGAGACAGAAGAGCUCGCAUUACAACUGGCAGAGUUAAGAGUCAACUACGACAACAAAGCUACUCAAGUCCAGAGCCUGACAGCUCAGCUUGCUGAUAUCAGCGGAAAGCUGGACGCCAGAUCUCAAGAGCUGCAAGAGCUCUUUGAAACAAAAGCAGAAGUUGACUCCAAACUAGCCGAGGCCAGAACUGAAGCGGACGCCGAGCGAGAAUCGAAGAUGACUGCCCAACAAGAGUCGGCAGCAAGCACCGAAAGUCUCCAAAAGGAGGCCGAGAGGACAGCCAUCCUGCUGGACGAGGUCAACCACCUUCGACAAACCAUCUCAACCCGGAACGAAGAGGUCGAGAAGUUGAAGGGCGAGAUCGUCAAGGGAAAUGACGACCUCUCCCAGACGCAGUCGAGCCUGAGCAAACUUGAGAACAUCAUCCAAGAGCUCGAGCGAGACCUGCAGAGCAAGACAGACAGACUCGACCAGAUCGAUGCUUACCAGGUGCAACUGAAGCACGAGCCGGAGGAGACAUGCGUCGAGAUCCUCGACACGAUCUGGGUCUCCAUCCUCAACCUCUGCGAGCACCACUUCGGCCAGGACCUCGACCCCACGGUGCUGCGCGACCCGUCCUGCUGGGCCAGCCUCCGGUCCGCAGACCACCUCAGGGCCCAGGCGGUACGCCUCCCGCUCCCGCGGUCCAACACGCCCGCCGCGAAGCAGAUGCGCAUAGCCGCGGUGCUGGCCGCGCUGACGCGCUCGAUGGCGCGGCACAUCUUCCGCCCCGCCUGGUGGACCGCGGCGGCAGCCGAUGCCGGCGUGGACGCCGCCGACGGCGCGCUGGGCAGCCUCCUGCGCCGGCUCGAGGCCGCCAGCCCGGAGCACGAGAGGCACCUGCGCGGGGCGCUGCUCGCGGCUGCCGGGGUGGUGCAGAAGCACUCGCAGUCGCACUCGCACUCGGUCCAGAACGGGGAAGAGGGCAAGAAAGCUGGAGAGGAGCAGGGGGCUUCGAACCCCCACGCCGCCGCCGUCGCUGGCCCGGCAAGACGCCGCGCCGCCGCCGUCGUCCGCGAGGUCACGUUCCUCGUGCAGCACCUGCUGUCGGCGCUGCAGUACGAGGCGUUCCGCAGGGGCCUCGAGGAGUGCGUGGCGCUCGCGUGCGGGCAGUGGGCGAGGGUGCAGGCGGCCGCCAUGAAGGUCGAGCCGUACUUUGGCCCCCCGUACGACGACUUCGACUGGCAGGUCCUGAUGCUGCCCGAGGGGUUCGAGGGGAGUCUCGGUGACAUUCCUGGUGCUGCUGCUGCUGGUCAGGAUGCUGUAGCUUCUUCAACACCUUCUCCUAGUCCUCUCGGGGAUACGGAUACGGCCGCUCGGGACGCCAACGAGGAUACGUCUACCAUCGCCGAGUCGGUCCGGUCUGUCAUCGACCCAGCCGACAUCAUGAUGGUCCUCUGGCCGACCAUGUGCGCCGUCGAGGGCGGAGAGCUCGUCUCCAUCACCCAGGGCCUGGUGAUGGCCAAGGAACAGGCUGCUGCCGCCUUCGAGGAGGAGGGUCGCCGGCGGGCCCCCAAACACAACGGCAAGAGGGCGAGGUCCAUGUCGCAGUCGAGGAAUGGUGCGGCUGGGAAACCUCACUCCGGCAAGGCCGUCUUGGCUCAGUUGAAGAGAGAGCGCGACGAUGGCAGUGCAGCCGCAGACUCCCGCAGUGGCUCUCGAAACGGUUCUCUGAAUGCCGUUGAUUGA